UCAGGACCAAGGAAAGAAAACAGGAGAGCUCAAGAGCCCGCUUCCACAGAUAGACCCUAUUCCAACGCUUCCUAGUCCUUUGCUUAGUUGAGAAAAUUGAGCGAAACUCAAUUCUCAGUGACAAAAUUUGUCCUCUGAUCAAUAAAAAACAUCAACUGCUCCAACAACUUCUGUUUUGUUGUUUCCUUUCCUUUCCUCUACGGUAAGAAUCCACUCCAUAUUCUUCUUCAACAAAUCAAACACCCACAUUGCAUUUCUCUCUGUUUUUCUAUUCUUUCUGGUGCUUAGGUUGGGUUUUGGGUUCUUUCUCUUGGUGGGUUUGAUCACAUUGGAUUUGAAUUCAUCUGGGUUUUUUUGGUUUUCUCGUUUCCACCUCUUUUUGAGCUGAUUCUGUGUAUUUCUUUGUUUUUUGGUGCUUAAAUCAUAGUCAAUGUAGCGACAGGGAGAGAAAAUAGUGGUAUGAGCAUAAUGAGAUCUGUUUUUAUGGGUUAGUUCACUAUCUUCAAUCUAUUCUUUUGCAUUAGACCCCAAUCUAGAGUUUCUUUUCUCUCCUGGGUGUUGAGGUGUUGAAAGUUUCUGCAUUAUACUAGAAUCUGUUGGUCACCAAUGUCUGUUGUUGUGGUUGUGGUAUCAAAUGAUCUGUGGGCUCUAUUCUGAUCAGCGUUGGAUUCUUUCAGCUAAAUAUCACAGAUUUUCUUAUUCUCUGAUGUGUUUUAUUGAUCAUUUAGUUUAAUUCUCUUUGGUUUUCAUGAUUUUCAAUUUGCUGGGCAUUAAUAAUCAUGAUUCAUAGAACAUGUUGUUGAUACUUCGGGAUUGGAAUUACAAUGGCUGAAAGGCAUGCCUCAUCUCUCGCGGUUAAUACGCGGAAAUCUUUGUUCUGUUUAUUUAUACUUACAUCAACACUCUUCAUAUUAUCUUGGUUCUUUGUGUUGCGUUCAACGGGCAGUCCUCACUUUAUUGACCAUAAAUUAUUACCCAAUUCCAAGCUUCUUGCUAUGAUUGAUAAUGGUAUUUCUGGAAGUGAGAGUCAAACUGAUGUUGAACCCUCAGUUGGGAAUCGAUCAAUCCUUGUGCAUAACGAAGAAGAAGAAAAACCAACAAUUUCGUCCCAAGACAAAGAAGCAUCCCAAGCUAACAAUGGUGUGAAAUGUAACACCAAUGGAAAAGUAGCUCUCAAGGUAUUCAUGUAUGAUUUACCCCCUGAAUUUCAUUUUGGACUUUUAGAUUGGAAACCCCAAGGAGGUAGUGUUUGGCCAGAUCUUCAGACUAAAGUACCUGCUUAUCCUGGUGGGUUGAAUUUGCAACACAGUAUAGAAUAUUGGCUGACAUUGGACAUCCUUGCUUCAGAACUUCCCAAUCCCCCAAAUGUACGUACUGCAAUAAGAGUGCGGAAUGCUAGUGAAGCUGACAUUAUUUUUAUACCAUUCUUUUCUUCCUUAAGCUAUAACCGGUUCUCCAAGAUAAAUCCACACCAAAAGAAGAGCAAUAACAAGUUGCUGCAAGAUAAAUUGGUUAAGUACGUGACAGCUCAACAGGAAUGGAAGAUAUCAGGGGGAAGAGACCACUUAAUUGUGGCUCACCAUCCAAAUAGCCUUCUAGACGGAAGGAUGAAGCUUUGGCCUGCAACAUUCAUACUUUCGGACUUUGGAAGGUAUCCUCCAAACAUAGCAAAUGUAGAGAAAGACAUCAUUGCCCCCUACAAGCAUGUAAUCAAAUCCUAUGUGAAUGACUCGUCUACUUUUGAUAGUCGUCCAACUUUGCUAUACUUCCAAGGUGCAAUAUAUCGAAAAGAUGGUGGCUUUGUUCGGCAAGAGUUAUUCUAUCUUCUACAAGAUGAAAAAGAUGUACAUUUUACAUUUGGGAGUGUUCAAAAAGAUGGAAUCAAGAAGGCUUCACAGGGAAUGCACACCUCAAAAUUCUGCCUCAACAUAGCUGGUGACACCCCGUCAUCAAAUCGUCUUUUUGAUGCUAUUGCUAGCCACUGUGUCCCUGUCAUCAUCAGUGAUGAUAUUGAACUCCCAUACGAGGAUGUGCUUGACUACUCUGAGUUCUGCAUCUUCGUUCGAACAAGGGAUGCUCUUAAAAAGAACUUUCUCGUAAACCUCACCAGGAGCAUUGGGAUGGAUGAGUGGACACAAAUGUGGAGGAGGUUGCAGGAGGUUCAAAAAUUCUAUGAGUUUCAGUACCCAUCAAAGGAGGGUGAUGCUGUCCAGAUGAUAUGGCAAGCAGUUGCUCGCAAGGUUCCUGCUUUAAGAAUGAAGUUAAACAAGUCUAGACGAUUCUCUCGUUCAUAUGUCCGCAAGGAGAAGGGGUUAAGCAGGAUACCAUCACCAAGUAACUUUUGGUAAGGAAGGGAAUUAACACUCUUUGUGGCCCUGCAGCUUUUCUGACUCUUAACCACCACACAGGACUGAAAUUAUCAAUUACAGUUUUGAUAAGAUACUAGAAACGGCAAUGUGAAAUUAACUUUCAUCCAAUAUCAGAUAAAACUAGCUUUACUAUACCUUUGAAAUCCAUUUGUUCUACUCAGGAUGUAAUUUAGUUGGUUAUUUCAUUUAUACAGAAAAUGUUGCAAGUUGAAAUCUCUCUUCAAA
Molecule: messenger RNA, 2594 nt
Organism: Prunus avium (sweet cherry)
Lineage: Eukaryota; Viridiplantae; Streptophyta; Magnoliopsida; Rosales; Rosaceae
Product: exostosin family protein
Molecular function (GO): glycosyltransferase activity
Source: RefSeq, a predicted model, not a curated record